GGCGGCGUUGUGCGAGCUUGGUCGCUUCGGCGGUGGGAGUCAUGGCUGCUCGCCGAGCUCUGCACUUCGUAUUCAAAGUGGGAAACCGUUCCCAGACGGCGCGUUUCUUUCGGGAUGUCCUGGGGAUGAAGGUUCUUCGGCAUGAAGAAUUUGAAGAAGGCUGCAAAGCUACUUGUAAUGGGCCUUAUGAUGGGAAGUGGAGUAAAACAAUGGUAGGAUUUGGGCCUGAGGACGAUCAUUUUGUUGCAGAACUAACAUACAAUUAUGGCAUUGGCAACUACAAACUUGGCAAUGACUUCAUGGGAAUCACAAUUGCUUCUAGCCAGGCUGUCAACAAUGCCAGGAAACUGGAGUGGCCCCUCAGUGAAGUUGAAGAAGGAGUUUUUGAAACUAAGGCCCCAGGAGGAUAUAAGUUCUAUUUGCAGAAUCAAAGUCUCCCUCAGUCAGACCCAGUAUUAAAAGUAACUCUAGCAGUGUCUGACCUUCAGAAGUCCUUGAACUAUUGGUCUAAUCUACUGGGAAUGAAAAUUUAUGAACAAGAUGAGGAGAAGCAAAGGGCUUUGCUAGGUUAUGCUGAUAAUCAGUGUAAGCUGGAGCUUCAGGGCAUCAAGGGUGCAGUGGAUCACGCAGCAGCCUUUGGAAGAAUUGCCUUUUCCUGUCCCCAGAAAGAGUUGCCAGAUUUAGAGGACUUGAUGAAAAGGGAGAAGCAGAAGAUCCUGACUCCUUUGGUGAGUCUGGACACCCCAGGCAAGGCAACUGUACAAGUAGUCAUUCUGGCUGACCCUGAUGGACAUGAAAUUUGCUUUGUUGGUGAUGAAGCUUUUCGAGAACUUUCUAAGAUGGAUCCAGAAGGGAGCAAAUUACUGGAUGAUGCAAUGGCAGCAGAUAAAAGUGAUGAGUGGUUUGCUACCAGAAAGAAACCAAAAGCUUCAGCUUAAUGGAAUACCUCAUAUAGAGCAAUGAUUCUUGUUCAGCAUCUGUGAGAGCUGAUGUGCCCAUUUACAAUAAAUGCUCUUACCACUCUGCUAUGUCCUGUGUAAGCAAGGAGACCUGGAUGGGGAAGACAUGUAUUUCAACCUUUGAAAAACCUCUGGUAUACUUUAGAAAUGAAAUCGAAUUAUCAUCACUCUAGAUAAAGGAGAAUUUUUGUUGUAAGCU
Messenger RNA from Dipodomys spectabilis (banner-tailed kangaroo rat), 1158 nucleotides. It is a transcript of the gene Glod4, whose product is annotated as glyoxalase domain containing 4. The coding region runs from base 42 to 938 and encodes 298 amino acids. The transcript has 9 exons. The record is from RefSeq and is a predicted model, not a curated record. NCBI's taxonomy places the organism in Eukaryota, Metazoa, Chordata, Mammalia, Rodentia, Heteromyidae.